UUAUUACAGAUCAUGAUGAUUCUGUUGAUCUGGUUGGCGGUUCUCGUCACCGCGAUUCUGCUGUACUUCCGUAAGCUGUACUCUACAUUCAGUCGCCACGGCAUCAAGCACAUAAAGCCAGUCCCUAUCUUUGGUAAUAUGGCCAAGAUAAUCUUACGCACCGAACAUUUAAAUGACGAGCUUUUAAAACUCUACAACGAAUUCCCAGACGAAAGGUUUGUUGGCAGAUACGAUUUUAAUAAGGAGGUAAUUUUAGCUCGUGACCUUGAGCUUAUAAAGAAUAUAACAGUGAAAGAUUUCGAACACUUCAUCGACCAUCGCUUCGUUUUUGGCAGCAGCGAGUCCUUUUUCUCCAGGAACUUGUUAUCUUUAAGAGGACAAGAAUGGAAGGAUAUGCGUUCUACUUUGAGUCCAGCGUUCACGAGCUCCAAGAUACGUCUGAUGGUGCCUUUCAUGGUGGAAGUCGGAGAUCAGAUGAUGCGGUCGCUGCAUAAAUUAAUAAGAGAAUCUAAGAGUGGCUCCGUAGACAUUGAAUGCAAAGAUCUUACUACCCGCUACGCGAACGAUGUGAUUGCCUCAUGUGCCUUCGGUCUGAAGAUAGACUCUCACAAUGACAAAAACAACAGCUUCUACGCUUUGGGGAAGGAGACUUCUACAUUGACGUUCCACAAGGUCCUUAGCUCUUUCGUGCUUGUGGCUGCACCAGCAGUAGGUGAGUUAUUCAAGUUGGAUAUCCUUUCGGAGUCAUCGAAGAAGGCAUUUAAAUCUUUAGUUCUAGACACGAUGGAAAACCGAGAGUUGAAUAAUAUUGUCAGGCCCGACAUGAUUCAUUUGUUAAUGGAAGCCAAAAAAGGCAAGUUGACUCAUGAAGAUAUUAAAUCCAAUGAUGUGGCUGCUGGAUUUGCUACUGUCACGGAAUCGUCUGUAGGAAAAAAAGCAGUUAAUAGAGAUUGGAGUGACGGUGAUCUCGUCGCUCAAGCAGUGCUAUUCUUCAUUGCUGGAUUUGAAACUGUUUCGUCCGGAAUGUCGUUUCUACUGCAUGAGCUUGCCAUGAAUCCUGACGUUCAGGAGCGGUUGGCGCAGGAGAUCAAAGAAAAUGACGCCAAGAACGGCGGCAAGUUCGACUUCAACUCCAUACAGAACAUGACCUACAUGGAUAUGGUGGUGUCAGAACUCCUUCGAUUUUGGCCUCCUGCUCUUGCUCUUGACAGGAUUUGCACCAAAGAUUACAAUUUGGGUAAACCAAAUUCAAAAGCGGAGAAAGAUUAUAUUAUUCGCAAAGGUACUGGCGUCUGGAUACCAGUCUAUUCUAUUCAUCAUGACCCUAAGUACUAUCCUAACCCCGACAAGUUCGACCCUGAGCGGUUCUCAGAAGAAAAUAGGCACACCAUUAACCCACUCGCGUACAUGCCCUUCGGUGUUGGGCCUAGGAAUUGCAUUGGUUCAAGAUUUGCACUUUGUGAGAUCAAGGUCAUGACAUACCAAAUUCUGCGAGAAAUGGAACUCUCUCCCUGUGAGAAGACUUGCAUACCGGCGAGGUUAUCUAAGGAAACUUUCAACCCGAAACUGCAUGGAGGACAUUGGCUUAAGUUCAGACUGAGGAAAUAGAAAACAAGGUUACCAAAAGAUGACUAUGAGAAAACUGUGGAGAUCCAGUGUAGGCUUUUAAAUUAUAGGUAGCAGUUAAAUGUGUCUGGCAUUAGUCACGUUUAAUUUUAAAAGCAAUGUGUAUCUUAUACUGAUGUGUAUUUAUACCAAAGGUAAAUAAAAUAAAUUAAUAUACUUUUUACACCGGGGUGUUAUUUUUUACAGCGAGCUUUUAUGUAGCUUACAAUUUAUAUACCUAUGUUUUUGUAGCGGAGAGGGUGUCAGACUUUUAAUGACCAAAACCUACCUGGACUGUCCUACCAGCAUUU
Molecule: messenger RNA, 1916 nt
Organism: Spodoptera exigua (beet armyworm)
Lineage: Eukaryota; Metazoa; Arthropoda; Insecta; Lepidoptera; Noctuidae
Source: the annotation of a GenBank genome assembly